Molecule: messenger RNA, 285 nt
Organism: Strongylus vulgaris
Lineage: Eukaryota; Metazoa; Nematoda; Chromadorea; Rhabditida; Strongylidae
Source: the annotation of a GenBank genome assembly
AUGGUUCUGUUCAAUCAAGUGUACUGUAUUGAUUACAAUGGCUGGAUUAGUGGAGCUUCAACGGCACCUCCACCAAAACAAGUGGAUUUCUCAUCGCAAACCAUUCCAGAGUUAAUUUACACGCGCGCUAGUAGCGAUCGUGUCGCAGCAGUUUUCGAUGCAGAAAAGGUGUCACUAACUUUUGCUAAAGUGGUAACGGAGAUGGAAGCGCUCGCAGCAGGUUUGCUAUCAACAGGGCUUGCACCAGGAGAUCGUAUACUCAUAUGCGGCAGCAAUCAUUCACAA